Prosopis cineraria is the source of this 925-nucleotide messenger RNA. RefSeq names its product MLP-like protein 34. The coding region runs from base 77 to 556 and encodes 159 amino acids. The record is from RefSeq and is a predicted model, not a curated record. The transcript has 2 exons. Gene Ontology annotation, biological process: defense response. Lineage: Eukaryota; Viridiplantae; Streptophyta; Magnoliopsida; Fabales; Fabaceae.
UUCCAUUCUCUGCUUCACAUAUUAGUUCUCUGUUUUGUUUUUUGAGAUCUUUUUAUCAUUAAUACAUCACUGAGGUAUGGCUCUUACUGGUAAACUGGAGAUUGAAAUUGAUGUCCAAUCAUCUGCCACUGAGUUCUUCAACUUCUUCGUUAAGACACUUCACAAUCUUCCCAACGUCGCUAGCUGUGUCCAUGCUGGCCAGCUUCAUCAAGGAGACGACUGGCACGCCAUUGGAUCUGCCAAGCACUGGACUUAUACUGUUGACGGUAAGGUGGUGACAUGUAAGGAAAGAUUUGAAGAGAUAGAUGAAGAGAACAAAACAUUGAAAAUAGAGUUAUUCGAAGGAGAUGUUAAGGAGGAACACAAGAGUUUCAAGUGCAUAAUAAAAGUCACCGACAAGGAAGGAGGUGGUGCUGUUGCAAAGUGGAGCUUCCUUUAUGAGAAGAUCCAUGCCGGAAUCUCGGAUCCAAAAGGCUACUUGGACUUGGCAAAAUCCUUGGCAAAAGAUGUUGAUGCUCAUCUUCUCAGUGCACAAGAGGGGAGAGCAGAGAACUAGGACAAACAAAACAUGGAUUCAAAUUAAAGUAGGUACAAGAUCAAUGAGUAAACUAAAUUAAAGAAUAAGGUUGUGAUGUGUUCUUGAGUUCAUGUGUGUAUUGUGUAAUCUGAAAUCGAAAGUGUGUGAUGAGCUAAAGAAUAAGGUCAGUGUUGUUGAGUUCCGUUCAUCAUGCAGUACUGUGGGAUCGUCUGUCAAAAGUGUGUUUGAAUGCUUUUAUGAUUCAUGUAUUAAUAUAAGGCAUAUAUAUAUAUAUAUAUAUAUAUGCUGUAAGUGUUGAAUUAAUGCUUUUUAUUAUGUUGUACUUAUGGGUUAUCUAUGUCUCUUUGAGAUGAAUAUAUAGCAGUGAAUCUUUAUUUGUUGAAUAAA